CCUGGGUUCGACAUGGCGACUCUGCUAAAAGACGCCUCCCUUCUCCGCUCCCUCCACCUCUCAUAUCCCAUUUCUAUCGUUGUAGCAAUGACGGCUAACAGAGGGAUCGGAUUCAACAAUGAUCUUCCUUGGCCACACAUUUCACCGGACUUCAGGCACUUCUCCCACCUUACUCUCUUCACGGGAGAGCAGGAAGCCGCAACUGAUAAGACUCCGGCGGGAGCAACCCCAAAGCUGAACGCAGUGAUUAUGGGUCGAAGAACCUGGGAAUCCUUACCACCGAAUGCGCGGCCUCUGAAGGGCAGAAUAAACAUCGUUAUCUCUUCCUCCGUGACUGCUGAAGACUUGUUGACUUCGUCAGCGGCAGGCAGUGUGGAGGCAGCUGAAGACGUGUCUUCUUCAUCAAACCUCCUCUUUGUUUCGCCGUCUUUGCCGGCUGCACUUUUCCUGUUGGAACAGAAAUUCCUGCACCAGCUUCACCAUGUCUUCAUCGCAGGGGGCUCAGCUGUCUACGCUGCUGCACUGGCGUUGGACGUGGUGUCUUUCUUGUACAUCACGCGCAUCGCCACCCCGUUCAACUGCGAUACGUUUUUCCCCGCCUUUGGACCCCCCACAUCGCCGCCAGCGUCACCGGAAGAGGCUUCUCAAGCAGUGUCACUACACCAACAGCCGCAGCAACAACUCGAGGGAGCUGGCCUCGUCAGAUCGGAUUCGGGACUGUGGAGCUCUCGUACCGACGGGUUCGAGGUUUGCUACAUCAGCAAGUCGAAAGCACAUCGCGGAGUUCCCUUUGAUUUUGUAAUCAUGGAACGAAUAAGGAACUGUCGAGGGCAGCAAAAGCAGGUGGACCAGCAGCAGCAGCUGCUGCAGGAAAAGCAGCAGACGUCUUUCCGUGCUGCAUUGGCUUUGGAAGUGUUCGAAGCGAAGGAAGCGGCUCGGGGGGAAGCUGUGGCAGCCCCCCCGAAGGCUCCACCCUUGAGGGUGUUGCCUCAUCUGAGGGGGCGUCUGCAUGAAGAGCUGCAGUACUUGGAGUUGGUUGCCGACAUCUUGAACAACGGAACGGAGCAGCCGGACAGGACUGGAGUGGGCAUUGUUUCCCAGUUCGGACGGUGCAUGCGAUUUUCGCUGAAGGAGACGUUUCCGCUGCUUACCACCAAAAGGGUCUUCUGGAGAGGGGUGGUAGAGGAGCUGCUCUGGUUCAUUCGCGGAGACACAAACGCAAAUAACCUUAGCAAACUGGGAGUCAAAAUAUGGGAUUUGAAUGCAACACGCGAGUUUCUGGACAGCCGAGGGCUAACAGACAGGGAGCAGGGAGACAUUGGUACGGCGGCCCGUGUACGGCUUCCAAUGGAGGCACUUCGGCGCAGAAUAUUCCAACAUGCAUGCGGAUUACACGGAGUUUCCCCUGGAGCUUUGAAAACGGUUCAACAACAACUCACGCAUUUGCGCAAUGCAUGCAGGCAAGGGGGUGGAUCAGCUGAAGGAGGUUAUCCACAAACUGAGGACCAACCCGUACGAUCGCCGCAUGAUCAUUUCUGCGUGGAACCCUUCAGGCAAGGUUCUGUGUUUUGUUUUUCCGAUAAAGGGCCUUUGCAUGUGCCCUUUUAA
Molecule: messenger RNA, 1608 nt
Organism: Cyclospora cayetanensis
Lineage: Eukaryota; Apicomplexa; Conoidasida; Eucoccidiorida; Eimeriidae
Product: bifunctional dihydrofolate reductase-thymidylate synthase
Exons: 9
Coding region: 13-1608 (531 amino acids)
Biological process (GO): tetrahydrofolate biosynthetic process; dTMP biosynthetic process
Cellular component (GO): mitochondrion; cytosol
Molecular function (GO): thymidylate synthase activity; dihydrofolate reductase activity
Source: RefSeq, a predicted model, not a curated record